AUGGUAGCGCAGGGUACCUGUUGGAUGGACCGAACAGACGGGAGGGGGGAGAGAAGGAGGGGACCUACUGACCUAUUUCGCCGAUCCGACAAUGAUGAUGAUGAUGAUUGCUACGAAUUACGCGCAUCGCCUCAAAUUCAAUUGGGUAAAAUGGCAUUGCGCAAGGCCAAGGGCAACCCAUUCAUCCUUCUACCCCAUUUCUCAUCCUAUCUGAUCGUAUAA
Messenger RNA from Loa loa (African eye worm), 222 nucleotides. RefSeq lists its product as hypothetical. Bases 1 to 222 code for a protein of 73 amino acids. Lineage: Eukaryota; Metazoa; Nematoda; Chromadorea; Rhabditida; Onchocercidae. The record is from RefSeq and is a predicted model, not a curated record. The transcript has a single exon.